This is a messenger RNA of Gossypium arboreum, 813 nucleotides long. RefSeq names its product 40S ribosomal protein S20-2-like. Gene Ontology annotation, molecular function: structural constituent of ribosome; RNA binding. Gene Ontology annotation, biological process: translation. Gene Ontology annotation, cellular component: ribosome; cytosolic small ribosomal subunit. The record is from RefSeq and is a predicted model, not a curated record. The transcript has 4 exons. Lineage: Eukaryota; Viridiplantae; Streptophyta; Magnoliopsida; Malvales; Malvaceae. The coding region runs from base 179 to 547 and encodes 122 amino acids.
CAUUUGGUCCAUCAAAAACCCUAGCGCUGGCAAUAAAGUUCAGCUCCACUCCGCACCUAUAUAUCUUGUACAAGGCUUUUAUCUCAUUCCUCCGUCGCUUUUGAGAAUAGAGGCAGCAGUGGCUUGACGUUCCCCUUUGCUCCCUUCUUCCAGAAGCCAAAAGUUUGAGUUAAGAACAAUGGCUUAUGCUACAAUGAAGCCGACCAAACCUGGUUUGGAGGAGUCCCAGGAGCAGAUUCACAAGAUCAGGAUCACUCUCUCCUCCAAGAAUGUGAAAAACCUUGAGAAAGUUUGUGCUGAUUUGGUUCGUGGUGCCAAGGAUAAGAGACUGAGGGUUAAGGGGCCAGUGAGAAUGCCCACCAAGGUUCUUCACAUCACAACGAGGAAGUCUCCCUGUGGUGAAGGAACAAACACAUGGGAUAGAUUUGAGCUCCGUGUUCACAAGCGAGUUAUUGAUCUUUUCAGCUCCCCUGAUGUGGUCAAGCAGAUCACCUCUAUCACCAUUGAACCUGGUGUUGAGGUGGAGGUUACCAUCGCAGAUUCUUAAAUAUGCCUCACUUAUGCUUUUUGGCAACCACUAGUUUUAGUCAAUUAGAAGACUUCCAUCUGAUAUAGCCCUCGAUGUCCUAAAUAAUCUUAAGCUUGAGUGGUUGGUUACAGGGCUUUUGUAGUUUGUGAUUUUCCCAUGCUAGUAUUAAAGUUAAGGUUCUAUUUUGUCCUGUGGCUCUGGAUUCUCUUUCCUUUUUGUUACCUAAAAAGAUCAUGUCUGGAUGAUUUUGUUUAUUGCAUUAUUUGACAUUAAAUAUCACGAAA